AUGCAUCCGGGUUUAGCCAACAACGGCCUCUGCCAAAGGGUCCCACUCUUCCACUCCUCAACCAGUCCUACUUUCUUUCUUUUGCUUUGCUUCUCUCAACACAACACUUCAUUCAUUCAUUAUAUUUCGUGUAAACUCACAGAACAGAACAUCAAGGUUCUUAGAUAGAUAAGACCCCCACAUCAACCCUUUCAACCACUCCCCAUCAUCCAACCCUUUCUCACAUGCACAGUGAAACGCACUGCAAUAAUUGGGGGUUGUGUUGUGUUGACACCUGAAAGUAAUGGCAUCGUCUCAUGGUAAUGCCCACUCGGAUGCUGCAAAGAUGGAACAAAUAAUCACCGAGUUCUUCGCCAAGAGCCUGCACAUAAUACUCGAAUCAAGGGCACUCUAUGUGUCCUCACGCAAUUCCUAUGGUGAUCAAGCUGUUUCGUCUCCGUGUUCGUCGUCUUCAUCUUCGUCGAGUGUGCGGCCGAGGGAUAAGUGGUUCAAUUUGGCUCUCCGGGAGUGCCCGGCGGCGCUGGAGAACAUUGACCUCUGGCGCCAGAACAAUCUUGAGUGCAUAGUGAUAGAUGUGAUUUUGGUGCAGAGGCCUCUGGAUUGGGAUCCUGUGACUGUGAGUUUUUCUCCAAAGAGGGUUCUUCCUAGGAGUUCUUCACUGAAGGAAAGAUGCCCUUUUGGCUGGAACACUGAUCAGGAAGAAUUGGGGGUUGUGGGAAGGAGUGAAAAGAUUGUGGAGAGGUGGCUUGUGCAGUAUGAGAGUAGGAAGACAAGGGAUUCUAAUUCUGGCAGUAGGAGAUCAAGCAAUGUUUCUUUACAUAACUUGUAUAAGAAAUCAACUUUGCUUCUGAGGUCUUUGUAUGCCACUGUUAGACUUUUACCUGCCUAUAAACUUUUCCGAGAGCUUAAUUCGUCUGGACAGAUUAGGGACUUUACCCUUGGUCACCGUGUGUCUUCUUUUGUUGAGCCCUUCACCCGGAAACAAGAGGCUGAAAUGAUGAAAUUCGGGUUCACCCCUGUGGAUACUUCUUCUGGUAGGCUGUGUCUCAGUGUGAUGUAUUGCCCCUCAGCAUCAGAUGUGAGUUCUGAACCUUCCACUCCGAUGUCCCCACAAGUUAUAACUGAUUAUGUUGGGAGUCCAUUGGCUGAUCCAUUAAGGAGGUUUCCUUCUCUUCCUGUGGCAGGUUUGCCAUCUUCAAGGCAGCGUAGUUGGAGUUUCGAUCAUUAUAGAGCCUCACCUCCUUCUUAUUUACCUUCGCCUACUCAUUCAGAAUCACUCUCGUCAGGGUAUAAUGCAUGUUUGCGGCGUUUCCCCCCUGCAAGUUUGCCUCCUCAUCCAUCUGAGAUGUCUUUGAUUCAGAAGAAGAAUACAAAUUUUGAUGAUUAUUAUCCCUCUGCAUCACCUUCAACCUCUAAUUCUGGGCCGUUACCAUGCAAACCCCUUUUACGAUCUGAAAGUGCUCCAGUCAGCAUACCUACUGCUGAAGUUGAUAAUUCCCCUGGAUACUCCAAUAGGCAUAAUUUGCCUCCAUCUCCUCCCCUAAGAAUUUCGAGGGGCAUUGGUAAGAUUGAUAAAAACCCAAUGCAAACAGGAGCAACAGCUGAGAAGUUGUUUUCUCUUGGAAAAGACGAGUCUCGAAAAUAUUCUGGAGUGAAGAUAUCAGCUAACAGCUCGCCCCAGAUUUCAAUUUCCAGAAGCUCAAGUAGGUCUUAUCAGGAUGAUUUUGAUGAUACUGAUUUUACUUGUCCAUUUGAUGUGGAUGAUGAUGAUAUGACAGAUCCAGGAAGCAGAGCUGAAUCUCUGGAUCACGGUCAUAUAGCUGAGACGCUUGAAGCUGGAGGAUUCUUUCCCAUUAGAAAGUCUCAAGAUGCUGCUGUUGGUGCGCUUGUACAUAUGCUGAAGAAAGCGCCACCUCUGCAUCAAGAUUUCUCCACCUCACAACACCUCUCACAAGGUGCAUACCCUGAAACCUGGAAAAAUAACACUCAAGGGACCAAUCAGAUCCUAGAGGCAUCAUCAAGGCCAGUGAGCAUAAUGUCUUCUGGGAUCAUAGCCACUAGGAAAACAACAGCUGAUGCAUUGGAAGAGUUCCAUGGUUACAAAGAGAUGAAAAACUUGUUGCUUAGGCGAGGUAGUAGUAAGCACCAGAAAUAAUAGUACAUAACAUAUAGUAUAGUACACUUAUGCUUCUGCCAAAUGGCGUUUAUGCUGAUGUUAAAUCAGUAAAACACAUGUACAGCUUUAAGUCUUUUUUUUUUCCUUGAUAAAUUGGUCCGUCCAGUUGAAGAAUAUGUUCUUAGUUUUAAAAAAUACGUGUAAAUAUGAUGAUUAAGUCUUUAUGACUGUUAAGUUUUGAUCUAUUAUCAGGUUUGAGCUGGUUGCCAUGGUAGAGCCUUAUAUUGUGAAUAAAUAAAUACUUGAAACUGCUAAUAGUCGCAUAUUGUAUAUAA
Molecule: messenger RNA, 2451 nt
Organism: Glycine soja
Lineage: Eukaryota; Viridiplantae; Streptophyta; Magnoliopsida; Fabales; Fabaceae
Product: autophagy-related protein 13b-like
Exons: 4
Coding region: 284-2155 (623 amino acids)
Biological process (GO): protein localization to phagophore assembly site; mitophagy; autophagosome assembly
Cellular component (GO): cytosol; Atg1/ULK1 kinase complex; phagophore assembly site
Source: RefSeq, a predicted model, not a curated record